AUGGCCUACUUCUCAUUCGCCCACAGCAUCAUUGCCGGCGAGCCCAUCACGCUGUUCCGCACUGCCCACGGCGCCGACGCGCGUCGCGGCUUCACCUACAUUGACGAUGUCGUCAGGGGCUGCCUCAGUGCACUCGACACGGCCGGCAAGAGCAUGGGCUCCAAGUCUGGCAAGAAGCGCGGGCCCGCGCUGCUCCGCGUGUUUACAUCUUAG
Messenger RNA from Miscanthus lutarioriparius, 213 nucleotides. The record is from the annotation of a GenBank genome assembly. Lineage: Eukaryota; Viridiplantae; Streptophyta; Magnoliopsida; Poales; Poaceae.